AUGGAUUCAAAAUCAAUUAUGUAUUUACCAUCAUAGCAAAUAAGUGAAGGAGAAAUUCUAGUGAAAGGAAAGACUUUAGGAAGAUGGAAAACGAAAAAAUUUUUAAUAGAUGAAGAACAAAGAGUAUUUGCAUUAAAAAGUUCUUAAGCAAAAAAAAAGUAAAAGCCUUUCUAUCUAGAAUAUUAUAAAGUAAAAAUUAUAGUAAUAUCUUUUAGUUAGAAAUAAGAGAGAAAAAAAAAGAUAAGAUUUCAUUUGAUUUGAUUUCAAAAGCAGGAGGAAAAAGUGUGACAUUAGGACUUUAGAAUGAAUAACAGGCUAAUGCAAUAAUAAAUUUAUUGUAGAAAUUGAUAAUGAAAGAGGAUUCUAUUUAAAAACAACAAUUAGAGGAAUAAUAAUAAAAAUUAUUAAACGAAUAAACUAUAGCGAAUUCUCACUGUAAAUUUAUGUUUUUUAAUAUAAUUAAGAAUGGGCUUUUGAGAAAAUAGAUUAUGAGAUUCCUUGUUUUUUUGAUACAAGUGAGAUUAGAGAAAAGUAAAUGAUUAUAUUAUUUAUUUAAGUAUCCAUCAAAUAAGAAAAGGAUAAUAAAAGCUAGAACAUUUUUAGAUGGUUUACUAAUAGUAAACAUGUUAAAUUUACAAAAAUGUUGAAAACCAUCAUCAUUUUAUGAGUUUUAUAGAAUAUGAAGGAAAUUGUAAGAAUAUUAAUUUUUAAUAUAGGCUGUGAAACAAUAAUUCAGAAUUUAACAGAUAACAACAAAAUUAAUUAAUGGAAUCCAUUUGUAUCAUAAAAUGAAUCUAAAUUAAUAAAAGAAUUGGUUGAAGAUAAAUCAUUUUAAAUAUGUGAAAUAAGAUAAUUAACUAAUCUAUUUGUUUUUAAGAGAGAAUUUCAAUAUUUAAGGCAUCAUCUAAAAAUAGAUAAUAUUGAUUUUAUUGUUUAAAAGUAAAUAGAUUAGAGACCAAAAACAAAAUUGAAUUAAGGAAGUUUAAAAUAUGGAUUAUGGAGUGUUUAAUACAAGUAAUUGAAUAAUAAUUGAUAAUUUUUAGAAAUAACAUUACAAAAGUUUGUUAUGUUACUGAAUAAUCAAUAUUAGGAUUAUCAUAUCCAGACGAAGAUUCUUAUCUUACUCAAGUAUUUCUUUAAUAGAUAAGUAAUGUGAAUUAAGCUUCUAUAUUGAAGACAUAGAUACAAAAUGUUGAAAAUCCUUAAACUAAUAUAAUAAUUACACAUGAAAAGUCUAAAGAAGUAAUUCAUUAACUAGAAUAAUAAAAUCUUGAGAAAUAAGAGAUAAAUAUUCAAAAUAAAGUUGUUUAGGAAAAUAAUAAAUAGAAUAAAGAAGAAGAUGAUUAAUUUUUUGAUUGUGAAGAGUAGGAUGCAAUAGAUGAAAUGAAUGAUAAAUUAUUUAUAGUAGAAACAGUAGCGAAUAAACAAUUAAUCUAAGAUGAUGUUGUAAAAGAUGUUUAUGAAUAAAAUGCAAGAAGACAAUCUAUUUUACCACUUUAAAUUGAUACAUAAGAUAAUAAUAUAUAAGAUUGGGUAGAAAAGAAAAUGAAAUAAGUAUUGUAAGGAGGUUAUUGUUCACUUUCAAUAAAUGUAAAACAUUAAUUGUGUCCAAAAGAAAGUGGAUAACAAAGAUAAUUUUUAACUGAAUAAGAAGGAGGACAUUACAUUUUCAGAAAAGAUUUUAUUAGAGAAGAAAAGAAUGGAGGAUUGAAAGUAAUAAAUGAAGAGAAAUUGGCUGCAUAAAAAGCAGUUAUUAAAUUUUUAAUAACUAGAAUAGGUGCUUCAUUAUUGAUGGGUAAAUCAAUAACUGGAAUUUCAAUGCCAGUAACAAUAUUUGAAGCUCGAUCUAAUACUGAAAGAGUUUGUAGUAGCAUGGGAUUUGCACCAAUAUAUUUAGAGGAUGCUGCUUAAUCAUCUGAUAUAUAUUAUAGAAUUAAAUAAUGUGCAGCAUUUUAAUUUGGGUUUAUAUUUAUGUAUAUUUCCUGUGAAAAAGUAUCUAUUUUUAUUUUUAAGUUUAGCCUUUUAAUCCGAUAUUAGGAGAAACAUUCUAAGGCUUUUAUGAUAGUUGUCCAAUAUAUUGUGAAUAAAUAAGUCAUCAUCCUCCUAUUUGUGCUAUAUAAAUGUAUGGUAGAUCUUAUAAGUAUUUAAAUAUUCAAAUAUUUAGAAUUGAUGGACAAUUAGAAUUAGUUGCUAAUUUUCAUUCUAAUUCUGUUGUUGGAAGAAAUGUUGGAACUUUCAAGAUUACAUUUGAAAAUCCUCAUUAAGAAGUCUUACUCACAUUUGCACCAGGUAGUUUGAAUGGAACUACUUAUGGUGAUAAAGUACUUAAUUAUCUUGAAAAAUAAUUCAUUAUUGAUUUCAAAAAUAAAAUCAUUUUAGAAACUACUUUUAAUCCUGAAAAAAAAUAUUGUUAGUUUUUUGAUGUUGAAUAUAUCAAUUAAUUAGAUUAUUUAUGUGGAGCCAUUUGUGAUGUAUCUGAUUCAGCAAUUCUUAGAUACUAAAAAGAAGGCUAUAGAAAAUAUAAAGGAUUAGAUUUAAAAUAAGAUAUCAAAUAAGUUAGACAUAAAAUUAAAGGAAUUUGGAUCAAUGAAGUUAAAGUAUUUUUAUUUUAUUUAUAAUCAGGUUGAUAAUCAAAAGUUGAUCUCUAUUCAAAAUGAUUAUCCUAUCAAAUUAUAAUUAGCUUAAUAUCCAAUACCAUCUGAUGCUACUUUCAGAAUGGAUCUUUUGUGGUGGAAAUUAAAGAAUUUCGAUCAAUCUUAAUAAUGGAAAGAAAAAUUAGAAAUUCUAUAAAGAUAAGAUAGAAAAUUAAGAGAAUAAAAAACAAAAAAGAAAAAAUGA
This is a messenger RNA of Paramecium sonneborni, 2838 nucleotides long. The record is from the annotation of a GenBank genome assembly. Lineage: Eukaryota; Ciliophora; Oligohymenophorea; Peniculida; Parameciidae.